Messenger RNA from Opisthorchis viverrini, 5025 nucleotides. RefSeq lists its product as hypothetical. The annotation marks the transcript as partial. Lineage: Eukaryota; Metazoa; Platyhelminthes; Trematoda; Opisthorchiida; Opisthorchiidae. The transcript is spliced from 16 exons. The record is from RefSeq and is a predicted model, not a curated record. Gene Ontology annotation, biological process: DNA integration. Gene Ontology annotation, molecular function: nucleic acid binding.
GUAUCUCCAAGUCAAUUUUCAAUCCGGAUACCCAGUCUCUCUGGCCGCCUUCAAUGUCCACAGUCUGAAGCAAGCAGAACAACAAGCUGCUCUUGCACUCACACUGGACUCGCUUGGCAUUGAUGUGUGCUGUGCCUCAGAAACGAGAAUUCGAGAUGCAAGCACAGUGAUUGAGUUAACUCCCCGUCAGUCUCCACUCGCUUCCGGUGAUCCAGAGGCUGCUGCGGUGGGAUGUGCAGGAGUUGGUAUCGUCCUAAGUCACCGGGCGGAAGUAUCCUUGUUUGACUUGAUACUUGUUGAUGGUCCCCUCUGUGCGGUUCGUCUAGCAACAUCUCUUUUUUUCUCGAGGACACUCAAUCCGAGCGAGAAGAAUCAUUCUGCCAUCGAGAAGGAGGCCUACGCUAUCGUUGAAUCCAUCAGGAAAUGGCGGCACUAUCUACUCGGAAGACCCUUCAAACUGACCACCGAUCAGCGUUCAGUCACAUUCAUGUACGGCGGUGGACAGAAGAGUAAAGUGAAAAACGACAAGAUACAACGAUGGAGGAUUGAGUUGUCCGAGUACAAAUAUGAUGUCAUAUACCGACCUGGCAAGGACAAUCAUGUCGCAGACACCCUGUCACGAAACGUAUGUGCUUCCAUGGGGAGCAAUAACCAACUCGGAGAGCUCCAUAACUCCCUCUGCCAUCCAGGCAUUACCCGUAUGUUUCAUUUUGUGCGUUGCAAGAAUCUCUCCUACUCCGUCGACGAUGUCAAGCGCGUCAUUUCCUCCUGCAAAGUGUGUGCUGAACUAAAGCCAAGAUUCUGGAAAUCCUCUGGUAGACUCAUUAAAGCAACACAACCUUUUGAACGUCUGAGUUUGGAUUUUAAAGGUCCUUUGCCAUCUAAUACACGCAACCGCUACUUACUCACUAUAAUUGACGAGUUCUCUAGAUUCCCAUUUGCAUUUGCGUGUGCGGAUAUGACCUCGGCAACUGUGAUUGACUGUCUCACACAGAUCUUCUGUCUGUUCGGAAUGCCAGCCUAUAUCCAUUCCGACAGAGGCUCAUCGUUCAUGUCGUCUGAGAUCAAUAGCUUUCUUCUGGAGAAAGGUGUUGCUAUGAGUCAUACAUCAGCUUAUAAUCCACAGUGUAACGGUCAAGUUGAGCGUCUCAACGGUACUCUCUGGAAAACAAUAAGCUUAGCGCUGAAAUCUCACAAUCUCCCGCCUUCCCGUUGGGAAUCAGUACUCCCUGAUGCUCUACACAGCCUCCGAUCAUUGUUAUGUACAGUCACUAAUUGUACUCCACACGAACGUUUGUUCCAAUACGCACGUCGAUCAACAUUUGGAAUAUCGUUGCCAUCUUGGUUGACCACCCCUGGUCCAGUUCUGCUGCAACGAGGUGAUAGGUCAUCCAAGUACCAACCACUAGUAGAAGAAGUUGACCUUCUGAACUGCAACCCACACUACGCACACAUUGCUCAUCGAGACGGAAGAGUCGAAACCGUGUCCCUUCGCCGUCUAGCCCCAGCUGUUCAGAGUACAACUGACAAUGUUCUCAAUCUGUCUGAAUCCAACGAGGAUACCGAACACCCAGAUACGACUGAACUAACCGGACGCCAGCCCGAUAGCUCUCAAGCAUCGGAAUCUUCUUCUGUACCGUCUUCCGAACACCAACCGAGUUAUCCUUUGAUUCUAGAACAACAGCGACGCAUUCAUCCUUACAGGCGGCACGUUUCCGCCCGACUACAUUUGAGUAGCGAACUCCUCUCCUCCGAUGUCGACGUGCAUGUUUUAGUAAAGAGGCUGUGGAACUCGCUAGCCCAAAUGGAGGUUGCUGUGUUAAGCGCAUGCCGGCGCAGGCUUUCGGCUCCUCCUUCCACAUCUCAGGAACUGUGUAAUUCCCUAACAGCCCUGUUGUUACUGGAGAACUCGUCGCUAGACCAAGCCUUGACUGAGUAUCUAAAAGGUCGAAAGUUGGCCUUGGAGCACAUUCUCGCCACUAGCCACACAGAAACCCUCCAACUGGAUGGUGGUAACGCAAGUGGUGCGCCACCUCUUCCACUAAAAAAGCAACUGGCUCUUGUGGGAAAGUUCCUAAUGUCUGCACUGGAAACAACUGAAUAUCUUUUUCUUGAUGACGGAGUGGAUACUAUCUCUCCUGUGGAACGUUUGGGGGCACUCAGGCGUGGUUUCCUCAAACUCCAAGAAUGGAAGCUAAAAGUUGCGCUCUCUCCACUUUUUUAUCCUUCAUUAGGUGCUACUUGGUUGGUUGGUGAUCGGUUGUAUUCGCACCUGCCGCCCGAAGUGAUCAAUUUUCGUCUCUUUAGUGCCACGUGCAGUGCAAGUCGAUCCGCAUCGAGCUAUGAAGGCCCAAUCAUGGAUCUUCCUUUGUUACUCCUUGAGGAACGUGUUUGUGCUUGGUGGUCUGAGUUGGCGCUAUGGCUGUCGGAGUUUGGCAAAAGCUGCCCUGACCUUUCCGAUUUGGGAAUUAAUCUCUCUCCAGCCAAUCCACCGGAACUUAUACAGCUCCGCAGAUCCCUUGUGCUUUGUCGUUCUACAAUCACAAAGUCAAUGUCCCAUGCUCCCAACCUCAAUUCUCUAGUCUCCAUUCGCGCCUCUAUUUUACCUAUGAUCACUAAAUGGCAGAAACAGGGCAGUUGUCCUGCACGAGCUAGUCCAACGACCAAUUCAAGCAUAGGCACCUCACGAAAUGGCUGUCCUGCUGACCUGAGUUCUGCAGAGUUCACUAUUGGACAUCCUCACGUCGGCGAAUCUAUUUUACACAGGGAGGAGGAUCUAUGGAGUGAAUUGUUUGCUGACCCGUUUCUAACACAUAUCGCAAACCCAAAAAGACAAAUCAUCUCCAAUGAGUUGAGCUUUGUUUGGUCUGACAUCAAACCAGAUGUCUUGAUCUCUGAACAACUUACUUACCCGACGAAGAUCGGCAGUACGAAAGGUUGUAAGAAACGUACUGACAUGGGAACCAAGACGGAAAGCGCAGCAGGGUUGCAUCCCGCGGCCACCAGCCUUACUCGCAUCUUGCGACCGGAGAAUAUCGGUCUCAUCGUAUUUUGCUACCUCACCGAUCGGUCGAUCCCGGCUACUGUUUGUGUACCACACGAUCAAUCGGAAACAGUCUGCGCUCCCCCACCACAUUUACUGGUGUUCCUUCAACGGUUAGUCUUUGAUAACUCAUCCUCAUCAACGAUUGACUUACCACUUCCGUCUCCAUCAUAUACGGGCUCAAGCGCAGGUAAUCGACGAUCUGCGGAUACCAAUCAGUUGGCUUCAAGACUUUCUCUCCUACCUUCAUCCCUGCAAAACAAACUCCCCCUUGAUAAUUUGGCUCAUGUUCCUUCACUAUUUUGCAUUUUGUGCAGUGUUUGUCAAACCUUUGACGAAAGCGUAGCCGAACUGGUUCUAACGGUCGCCCAGUCAGCGCAUCAGGAUUGGCUACCAUUGUGGGAGAUACUGGUUUCCACGCUGAAACGAGCAAUACAACGUUGUGAAGAUUGGUUGAUCACAACAGCAUACAGACGGUCCAAUUCGGAUGGAAAUUCUUGUGAACAACUGGCCGUGGAUCCUAUGUCGGGGUUAUUUUUGGCUAGAGCAUGUCAGGCUCUGAUCUCUCUCUGUCCGUCCAUUGGAGCGACCAUCGUCGCUGGAACUGGCGUAAUCGAAUCAGCUACAACGAAGUCUAGCGUUGGAACUGCGGCCGAAUAUAAGGACAAGGAUAAAAGUGGGGUUACAAAGCGUGGGUUUUCUUGGUCUGACUUAUCCCACUUGCGAUCCGUUUGGUCAUCGGUGUGCACACCCUUACUCGGAACGGCAGAUCGCCUAACAAUGGAUUGUUUGUGCCAUGCGACACUAGAGACUACUACUGCAGACACGUUCUUCCAUAGAAUGCUUGCUGUUAUUUCCCCGACUUCGAAUGAAUCAGUCGCAUGUGAAACAGGUCAGCGGAAACAUGAUACAACUCUGCGACUGCUAAUAGAGUAUGGCGAGUUUGAUUGUCUGUCAGAUGUAGUGACGCCAUUCGAUGAUAUUCGUCUGGAGCCAGGUUCUGCCGAGUGUGAAAUGGAUGAGAAUGCAGUGGCCAUUCUUCGGGUACCAUCCUCAGUUAGUCUACCGCUUCACCAGUUGUUACUCUCUACGGUUCGGACAAUAGGACAACUACUUGUUCAUAAGGUCCCAGUUCCGUCCUUGAACCGGGAAAUUUGUCUCCGAAUUGGCGCCAACCUUUUGAAUAUGUACGUCAAGCUUGUCGAACAUCUUCCCACCAUUUCGAGCUCCAGGUCCAUUGAGGAAUCGAGUGGACCAUUAACCAAUGGAAAAGAUCCCGUGGUGGAUUCCUGUUUGUCAUCUGUACUGCAGCCGAUCGCGCUCCAACUUAUUUUCGACAUUCGCUACUUGAUGCAGCUACUCAUUUGGCCAACCACCCAAAGUGGAAUGCCUCGCUCACGGUCGUUGGAGGAAAAUGCUACCAGCAAAGAGCUAGCUUCCACUAUCAGGCGCAAAUCCAGCGACUUAUUGUCCAAACUGGAGGCCUAUGUAGACCCAUUCGACUGGGAAAUGUGUCACCAACGUCUUUCCAUCUCGAUCACCCACGCUUUGAACACAACUUCACAUUUAUACGUCCCCUUAAUACAGCCAGGCUUGGCUGGACAUAUAGAUAGCGCUAAAUCUUCUGCUGAGAAGACUCGAGCCUCUGGACUGGAGGUUGCAUCACUACUGCCUUUGAUUUCAACAGAACCGGUGAAAGACGAGGAGCGUGCAACAGCCAACUUCUCCACCUUACAACUGAUGCUGUCUUCGUGUGUAGACAAACGCCGUUCGAAGCUUGGAGUACAUGGCCCUCCAAAGUUGGCGCAACAACACUUCCGCUGAUGGAACGGAUUUGGUAUCCAUCUGGCCUUCAAACUGCACUCCGAGACUCCCUUUGCCUUCGACUUUGUUGGAUUGCCGAUGUUAUUGUUAUCUGUUGUAUGCGUUGUCUUUGAUACUGACGUGCCUCAAUAAUUCGGAGUUCCAGAUUGUUGCCCGAA